AUUUCGGUGACGCAUUUUUCUCCGGUGAUUGGAGGAGAACCAAAGACUCAGAGAGACGGCGAACGACGACGAAGACGAAGAGCGUGGAGAGAGUCUACCUCUCUCGACGAUGAAUUCCAUGAGGACUAAUCCUGUCCUUCCGGUUUCCGAUCCUCCUCUCGCCGGUGAAAAUGAUAGCGACGGUAAAGGUGUUGAUGAUCGGCUUUUCAAAGGAUCCGCCAUGACCAAACGUGGAGCUUACGCUGCUCUUUCUUACAUGGCCUGUGCUGUUAUGCUUGUGCUGUUCAAUAAAGCAGCUCUAUCUUCCUAUGAUUUCCCGUGUGUGAACGUUAUCACGCUAUUCCAGAUGGUUUCCUCUAGCUUGUUUCUAUAUGCCUUGAGGCGCAGGAAGAUCAUCUCCUUCACAGCUGCUGAUUCUUUUUCUAUUGAUAAUGCCUCAAAUUUUGUGCCAGUGAAGACAUUGUUUCACACCCUUCCUCUAUCAAUAGCCUAUCUUAUGUACAUGCUAGCCUCUAUGGCAUCUGUUAGAGGGGUAAAUGUUCCCAUGUAUACCACGCUUAGGCGUACUACAGUGGCAUUUACUAUGGUGAUUGAGUACAUGCUCACAGGUCAGAGAUAUACACGGUCUAUCAUUGGAAGUGUUGGCGUUAUCCUGCUUGGCGCAUUUUUUGCUGGAGCUAGGGACUUGUCAUUUGACUCUUAUGGAUAUGGUGUUGUUUUCUUAGCCAACAUAUCAACAGCAGUAUAUCUAGCAACCAUUGCCCGUACUGGGAAAUCAAGUGGCUUGAAUAGCUUUGGCCUUAUGUGGUCCAAUGGAAUUAUAUGCGGACCUAUAUUGAUGAUUUGGACAUUUAUUUGCGGCGACUUGGAGAAGACAAUUAACUUUCCUCACCUCUUAUCUCCUGGUUUCAUGGUUGUAUUACUCUGCUCGUGCGUGCUGGCUUUUUUCUUAAACUACUGCAUUUUCCUUAACACCACUCUCAACUCAGCUCUGACGCAAACAAUUUGUGGCAAUAUGAAGGAUCUAUUCACGGUUGGACUUGGCUGGCUGCUCUUUGGAGGACUCCCAUUCGACCUGAUGAAUGUGAUUGGACAGCUUCUUGGUUUCUUCGGGUCAGGUUUAUAUGCAUAUUAUAAGAUCAUCGGGAGGUGACUUUAGAGUAGUAUUAAUAAUGCGAGGCCUAAUUUUUUUGAACUUUUGUCUUGAUCUUCUUCAGUUUUCAACAAGGCGAAACAUACUUUGGGUUAUGGAGAAACUGAUUUUUUACAUUGUAGAGAGACUUGGUUUUUUACUGAAUCAAAGAGUAAAGCAUUC
Arabidopsis arenosa is the source of this 1315-nucleotide messenger RNA. The record is from the annotation of a GenBank genome assembly. Lineage: Eukaryota; Viridiplantae; Streptophyta; Magnoliopsida; Brassicales; Brassicaceae.